AAAUUUUACUUCAAAAAAAAAAAAACCAAGCUUGUUUUUUGACUUUUCCUGUCGUUUGCAGAUGGAGAGAGAGUUUUUCCUGCCAGACAGUCAUGAAACUUUUCGCGGCAUAGUUUCAAGGAGGUUAAAGACUGAUAUUGAAGUUCGGGUACUUUUUUUUUUUAUUCUUAAGCUAAUAAUUGCGCGGAUCAUCAAUCUCUCUUCGUCAAGCGAGUAAUGAAUAAUCGACUCUCUGUCUCCUCAAUCAAACAGCUACAUGGACAUCUCAUUAGAACUCAACUCUACAAAGACCCUUAUUCAAUGUCAGAUGUUAUAAGAUCCUAUGCUUUAUCUCCUUCUUAUCUCCAUAAAGCUCUUCUUGUUUUCAAUCGGAUUGAGAAACCUACACUUUCAAUAUUUAAUCUCUUGCUUCGUGGUUUGUCUCAAAGUGAACGACCAAAUGAAGCGAUUGAUAUGUAUACUAAUCUAAUGUAUGGUCGAGGAACAGUUGGCGAUAAUUUGACAUUUAUCUCCUUGUUCAAGGCUUGUUCUCGUGUUAACGAUUUUUUACAUGGUCAGAUAUUUCAUGUUCACGCUUUGAAACUCGGGUUUGAUUUAUAUCUAUUUGUAGCAAAUGCUUUGAUUCGAAUGUAUGGAUCUUUUGGUGAGUUACAGUUGGCACACAAGAUGUUCGAUCAAAUGCCAGAUAGAGACUUGGUUUCUUGGAAUUCUUUGAUUUGUGGUUAUAGUCAAUUUAAUAAGUUCAAGGAGGUUUUGUGUUUGUUUAAUUCCAUGAAGGAAGCAAGUGUGAUAGCUGAUGAGGUUACAAUGGUUAAAGUUAUGUUAGCUUGCAGUUAUUUGGGUUUGAAUGAUAUUUCAGAUUCUAUGGUAAAUUAUAUUGAAGAUAAUCAUGUGGAUAUUGAUGUUUAUUUAGGCAACACAUUGAUAGAUAUGUACGGGAGGCGUGGUUUAGUGGAUUUGGCACGGAGAGUUUUUGAUGGGAUGCAAGAAAGAAACAUAGUCUCUUGGAAUGCAAUGAUCACUGGAUAUACAAAAGUGGUGGAAUUAGUUGAGGCUAGGAAGCUUUUCAAUCAAAUGCCUAUCAGGAAUGUUAUUUCAUGGACUUCUAUGAUCACAGGUUAUGCUCAAGCCAAGCAAUAUUCUGAUGCAAUGAAGCUUUUUCAAGAUAUGAUGGAAGCUAAAGUGAAACCAGAUGAGAUUACAGUAGCUAGUGUGCUUUCUGCUUGUGCUCACUUGGGCUCACUCGAUGUGGGACAGGCAGUUCAUGAAUACAUUUGUAGGCAUGGCGUAAGGGCUGAUGUAUAUGUGGGAAAUGCUUUAAUAGAUAUGUAUUGCAAAUGUGGGGUUGUAGAAAAAGCAUCAGAGGUGUUUUAUAAGAUGGAAAAGAAGGACAGUGUAUCAUGGACAUCAGUCAUCUCUGGCCUUGCUGUUAAUGGUUUUGUAGAUCAGGCACUUGAGUUAUUCUCGCUGAUGUUGAGAGAUGGCAUUCAGCCAACUCAUGGAAGCUUCAUGGGGGUAUUACUGGCUUGUGCUCAUGCUGGAUUGGUGGACAAAGGAUUGGAAUAUUUUGAGAGGAUGGAAAAAGUUUAUGGAUUAAUGCCAGAAAUGAAGCAUUAUGGAUGCCUUGUGGAUCUUUUGAGCCGCUCUGGAAACCUAGACAGAGCCUAUGAGUUCAUAAAAGCAAUGCCAGUAAUUCCAGAUGUUGUAGUAUGGAGAAUAUUGCUCAGCGCAUGUAAGCUUCAUGGAAAUGUGGUUCUAGCUGAGAUUGUUUCAAACAAACUUCUUGGAUUAGACCCCUAUAACAGUGGGAAUUAUGUUCUCUUGUCAAGCACAUAUGCUGGUUCUGAUAGAUGGAAUGAUGCUUCAAAAAUGAGAGAAUUAAUGGUGGAAGGAGACCUGCAAAAACCUUCUGGUUGCAGUUGCAUUGAGGUCAAUGGGAGUAACAACAGAUAAGAUGCAUUUUCAUUCUAUCAAUUCUUUUUGUUAUACAUGAAGACAGCUUAGAAUCACUGCUUAAAUGCACAGCACUUUUAAUGCUUACAAUUUAAACAUGACCUUAAUGGCGUCGCCACCACGAGCACUAGUUUCAAAGGCUUCUUCUACCUCUUCUUGUGAGAAGCUAAACCUGUGAGUUAUCAAUGGCUUAACGUCAAUCUUACCAGUCCUCAAGAACUCAAUGCAGAGCGGCCAUGUGUUUCUGUAACGGAAUAUGCCGAUAACAUCAACCUCCCUACAAACGACACUGCCAGUUACUAUCACCCACAUAAACGGAGAUGAAGGGAACUUUCAAGCAUAAAAAUUUAAUUACCUUGCAGCAGCUGGAGUAAGAGGGACAGUCAUCUCAGUCAAGGCUAAACCAAUAAGGCAAACUUUGCCACCUGAACUUGUAGCGUUUAGAGAUGUACACAUGGUUUUUUCAUACCCAACACAAUCAAAGGUUUUAUGAAAAAUAACAAGCAGAAAAAGAAAGGGCCAAACAAACCUCAAUAUUUGUGGAGACUUGAAGAAUCCCAUCUGCACCAAGAUUCUUUGCAAUGGAUAGACGGCGAUCAUCAACAUCAACAAUCAUGAUUCUAGGAGCACCAAAUGCCCGAGCAGCCAACAUGGUGACAAGGCCUAUUGGUCCAGCUCCCAUAAUCAGUACACUUGUAUCAGGACCAAUUUUUGCACGGCAACAAGCAUGGACGCCAACACUGAGGGGUUCACACAUUGCUCCUUCCUCUAAACUCACAUUUUGAGGUAGUUUGAAACAUAGAUUUGCAGGAUGCACUACCUAAUAAUAGGAAGGUUAAAUAUGUAUUUGCUCAAAACUUUAUUACAUUGUAAAAUUUGGUAACCUUAUUAGCAAGAGCUCCAUUAGUUGGUGGAGAUCCAAAGAAUUUCAUUUGA
This is a messenger RNA of Jatropha curcas, 2889 nucleotides long. RefSeq names its product pentatricopeptide repeat-containing protein At2g22410, mitochondrial. Lineage: Eukaryota; Viridiplantae; Streptophyta; Magnoliopsida; Malpighiales; Euphorbiaceae. Gene Ontology annotation, molecular function: protein binding; RNA binding. The record is from RefSeq and is a predicted model, not a curated record. Gene Ontology annotation, biological process: RNA modification.